AUGGUCUUCAAACGCGUUGCGACUUCCGCUCAAGUGUCCGCCAAAGUUCUCGGCGAGACCUUGCAAUUUCGAAAUGGCAAAAAGGCGCAAAAUCGAUUUCUAAAGGCAGCUUUAACCGAACGUCUGUCCACAUUCACUCCCGAAAAUUUGCCGCAAUCCGGAAUUCCGACGCAUAAAAUUCACAAUUUGUACGAGAAAUGGGGAAAUGGGCAAUUUGGGAUGAUUUUGACCGGAAAUGUGAUGGUCGAUCCUGUUCACUUGGAGGCGGCUGGAAAUGCGACGAUUUUCAAAAAAGGCGACAAUAAGGAGAGAAGAGAGGCUUUCCAAAAAUGGGCAAAAUCUAUAAAGGCUGAUGGAGCGCUGGCGUUGGCUCAACUUGGGCAUGCCGGCCGUCAAACCCCGUAUGUUGUAUAUCAAACGCCGUUUUCCGCUUCGGACGUUCACCUCACGAACAGCCUCAUUUUGGGAGGGCAUGGCAAACCGAUUCCAUUGACAACCGAGCAAGUCAAAACGGAAGUCAUCGAUCGAUUUGUGUUCGCCGCGAAAUUCUGUUAUGAGUCGGGAUUCGAUGGAAUUCAAUUGCACGCUGCUCAUGGAUACCUUCUGGCUCAAUUCACGUCACCGACAACCAACAAGAGAACCGAUCAGUAUGGAGGAUCAUUGGAGAAUCGCAUUCGAGUCAUUCUUGAGAUUCAUGAAGCGAUUCGAAAGGAGAUUCCCGCUUCGACUGGAUUCCUUGUUGGGAUCAAAAUGAAUUCGGUCGAGUUUCAAGAUAAGGGAACUACCGUCGAUGAUGCUGCUGAAAUAGCAAAGAAGCUUGAGGAAGUUGGAUUUGAUUUCGUUGAGCUUUCCGGCGGCACCUAUGAGAAGCUGGCGUUCCAUCAUCUGCGCGAUUCAACAAGGAAGAGAGAAGCGUUCUUCCUGGAAUUUGCUCAGAAGAUUCGGCCAUCAUUCACGAAGACCGUAGUGUAUUUAACUGGAGGAUUCCGAACAGUUCAGGGUAUGGUAGAAGCGAUUGAAGAGAACGCGACGCAAGGAAUCGGAUUGGGACGACCGAUUACAGCCGAGCCAGAUUUGCCGAAGAAGAUUCUUUCGGGCCAGGUGCUCUCCGCCAGCGAGCCUCAAUUCAAACAGGAUGAUUUUGGUGCAACUCUGCAGGCCAGUGUGCUCCAAAUGUGGCAGCUCGGCUCAACUAGUCUGAAGGAGGCCAACAAUGAUGUGCAAUUCGGCGUGACCGAUUUCAGCGAUCCGUCGCUCACCGACGACUUCUACAAAUCAUUGGAGGAGCUUUACGCGGAGCUGAAAGAGAUCGCGAAGACGGGCAAGCCGGCGAACAUUGCAAUUAAAUUUCCGAGAAAGUUAUUAAUCGAAAUAAACGCGUUUUGA
Molecule: messenger RNA, 1386 nt
Organism: Caenorhabditis bovis
Lineage: Eukaryota; Metazoa; Nematoda; Chromadorea; Rhabditida; Rhabditidae
Source: the annotation of a GenBank genome assembly